ACUUGGCCGCUCUUCAUGACGGUGAUGUUGGAGCCAUCUUCAGAGAUUAUGAGGUGGAGUAUCGUAAGAGGAAGGCUCUGGACGUGAGCUGCCAGUUGUAUCAAACAUCGAGAGAGUUGAUUCGAAAAUUCUUGACUGGUGUCAAGAAGCGAAGAGCCGCAGAGGAGAUUGAGACCGAGGAUCCCCGAGGCAGGGACCGCAUGCGGGCAUUGCGAGAACCCACAAUCGAAGUCGCCGAGGAUCUGUUCGAAGUUAGCGAAGCUGUUCCACAUCCAGCAGUUCGAGUCGAUGCACCACCAGUCGAAGCUUCUCCUAUGAAUCCCUACUUGAUCCGUGCGAAGUCGUUACUCGCAGAUCUAUCACUGGUAGAGAAGCUUGUGCAGGAUGUGAAGUCUACUACUGGGCGUAAACCGCCAACUUGCACAUGGUGCCAACUACCCAUCCGGAAUGAUACGCACCCUAUGCGCAAUCAGAUUGGGUCAGUUGGCUCGGCUACGAAGAGUGCUGGUAUUCGGUAUUGUCCAGUGCAGUACCCCGACUUGACUGCAUUCGAUAGGGAUAUCCUACCUCAGUUGUUCGCUGAGAGAACGGCAAAAAAAGAAAAGUGCAGUCGUUGCAGCUUGAAAUAUGACGACGUCCAGAACGAGCAUCGUUUCCAUCCUCGAGCAGUGGGCAAGAAUAGAGCUCUUUAUCGCCACUGUCCUGUUCACGAUCCUCCCUUCGAGGUGUGGUGCGAGAGUGGAGAUAUUGUAAAGAAGCUCCUGGAGAGUGAUCGAGCAAGAUGCCGAAAUAAUGCAAGAACACUCAAGUGCUCUACGCAGCAUGAGCAAUCAUCAAGCGCUGAAAUUGAUUUGGAUAAGUGAGAGAUGGUGAACAUCAUUGCUGAAUCAUAGCCUGGAAUCCCUGAUUGCUAUUACUCCUGCCUCAUAAUUCGUUGCGAGCAGCCCUUAUUAAGAGUAUGACUCAACUGGCACUGCCCAGUGCGACAGGAGAUAUGG
Messenger RNA from Perkinsus marinus ATCC 50983, 998 nucleotides. RefSeq lists its product as hypothetical. The transcript is spliced from 2 exons. The record is from RefSeq and is a predicted model, not a curated record. NCBI's taxonomy places the organism in Eukaryota, Perkinsozoa, Perkinsida, Perkinsidae. The annotation marks the transcript as partial.